Messenger RNA from Fraxinus pennsylvanica, 564 nucleotides. The record is from the annotation of a GenBank genome assembly. Lineage: Eukaryota; Viridiplantae; Streptophyta; Magnoliopsida; Lamiales; Oleaceae.
AUGGAGUAUUGCUAUAGUGACACUACAAUUACUUCAUCCUUAUCCCCUCCUCCUCCUCCUCCUCCUCCGCCGCCGCCACCACCGCCCGUGGUCAGCCCUUGCGCCGCUUGCAAGAUCUUGCGGCGGCGAUGUGUAGAAAAAUGUGUGUUGGCACCCUAUUUUCCUCCAAAUGAUCCAAUCAAGUUUACCACUGCUCAUCGUGUUUUUGGCGCAAGCAAUAUAAUCAAAUUCUUGCAGGAACUGCCAGAGGACCAAAGAGCCGAUGCGGUGAGUAGCAUGGUUUACGAAGCAAAUGCCAGACUAAGGGAUCCUGUGUAUGGAAGUGCAGGAGCGAUUUCCCAACUCCAAAACCAAGUUAAUGAACUUCAACAACAACUAGCAAUGGCACAAGCUGAGAUUGUUUAUAUGCAAUCUCAACAAGCAAAUCUUAUGGCCCUCAUUUGGAUGGAAAAAUGGCAAAAUAUGAGUCCUCACCAACACCAUUCCUAUGACAAUGAUUACCAAACCAAUAUGAGGUUCCUGGAUGAAAAUCUUGGAUCAUUAUGGGAGCAUGUUUGGAAAUGA